Molecule: messenger RNA, 360 nt
Organism: Mytilinidion resinicola
Lineage: Eukaryota; Fungi; Ascomycota; Dothideomycetes; Mytilinidiales; Mytilinidiaceae
Exons: 2
Coding region: 1-360 (119 amino acids)
Molecular function (GO): protein binding
Source: RefSeq, a predicted model, not a curated record
AUGGACGUAGCAGCUUCAGCGGAAGUGGACCUCAUUUCCGCCUUGCCUGCCGAAUUGAAGCACUGGAUCGUGGGCCAGGUCACCAACAGGAAAGGUCUCUACAACCUAUGCCUGGUGAGCAAGGACUGGAACGACUUCGCGCAUUCUGCGUUAUGGACGGCGGUGGAGGCACCCAAAGCGGGGGAUGGGAGGCUCUCCAAGUUUCUUAAAAACGUCGACGAUAACGCCUUCAGCUCUGUAAAGCUCGUUCGAUCCCUCAGUCAAGCGGGAUGGUCUGGACUAUGCAACGCAGCGUUUUCUGAGCUACAACACCUCAUUUACGGCAAUGAAGAAGGCAUUUUUCGGGGGAAUUCCAGCUAG